CAAACCACCACGGACGACUUUAGCGGCGGACCGCUCUGUCCCUCUCGUAUUAUCUUCCGUCCCUGACAGAAGCGGGCUGUCGGUGUUAUGAAAUGGGUUCGAGCCCGGGACAGCACGUAGCGUCACACCAUCCUCGUGGACUUUAUUAAUUCCGUGGGUUCGAUGCCGAGGUGACGGGGGAGUUUAAAGAUGCACCGACAGGUCCUGUGUCCCCGCAGCGCCGCGGCCGUCGCUGCCCGGAGGCUGCGCACCGUCCUGGGGUCAGUGCUGGGAAGAGACGCCUGGAUGUGGAGGACACAUGAGGUCAAACUCCUCAACACGUCCGCAGGAGACACGGUCAAGAUCGGAGAAAUCUCCUACAAACUCAAAAUACCUCGGAAUCCAGAGCUUGUUCCUGUCAAACACAUUUCAGACUCCCUACCUCAGACAGUGGUUCAGCACCUACGCUGGAUCAUGCAGAAAGACCUUCUGGGACAGGACGUGUUUCUCAUUGGUCCCCCAGGACCCCUGAGACGAUCCAUAGCCAUGCAAUACCUCGAAUUGACCAAACGGGAGGUCGAGUACGUUGCUCUGUCCAGAGACACCACAGAGACGGACCUGAAGCAGAGGAGAGAGAUCCGCUCAGGGACGGCCUUCUACAUAGACCAGUGUGCUGUGAGGGCGGCAACACAAGGCCGAGUCCUGGUCCUGGAGGGGCUGGAGAAGGCCGAGAGGAAUGUCCUGCCCGUCCUCAACAACCUGCUGGAGAACCGAGAGAUGCAGCUGGAGGACGGACGCUUCCUGAUGUCGGCCGAGCGUUACGACAAGCUGCUGCAGGAGCACACCAAAGAGGAGCUGGACAGCUGGAAGAUCGUCCGUGUGAGUGAGGACUUUCGGGUCAUCGCUCUUGGUCUCCCUGUUCCCAAGUACAAGGGCAACCCGCUGGAUCCCCCUCUCCGCUCUCGCUUCCAGGCCAGAGACAUCUAUCACCUACCGUUCAAAGACCAGUUGGAGCUGUUAUAUACAGUGGGACCAAACAUUUCUGCAGAAAGGGUCUCCCAGCUGCUCUCCCUCGCCACUACGCUGUGCUCCCAGGAAUCCUCCGACCUGGGCCUCCCCGACUUCCCUGUGGACAACCUGCUCCCUGCCCUCCACGUGCUGAACGCCUUCCCUAUGUUGUCCUCCCAGCAGUUAGUCCAGAGACUUUACCCCUACACCAGUAUUCUGGGAAAGGAUGGCCGCACCGCUGUAGAGGACGUUCUCGGCCGAUUUGAGCUGCUGGACGGUCGCCGUGUGCCAGCGCCUGGUGCUAUCGUGAGUGUGUCAGCGGCGAGGGAGACUGAGGGCCGCGCUGAUGUCACGUUACGCGUCAAGGACAAAGACGUCACGUUUCAGGUUCCAGCCGGGACCAAAGAGCCACGUCCACCAAACAGCAGCCCCAACUUCAUCAGUACGCCGAGCCACUCCCAGCUGCUGUCUGAGAUGAUGCAGUCCCACAUGGUGAAGGACAUAUGUCUGAUAGGAGCCAAGGGUUGUGGCAAGUCAGUGCUGGCCAGAGAGUUUGCUGAGAUACUGGGAUACAGCAUGGAACCAGUCAUGCUCUACCAGGACAUGACAGCCCGGGACCUCCUCCAGCAGAGGUGCACCCUCCCGAACGGGGACACAGCGUGGAGGCCGUCUCCGCUGGUCACGGCUGCCAUCGAGGGCAAGCUGCUGCUUCUGGACGGAAUUCACAGGGUUAACCUGGGAACCCUGGCUGUGCUGUCGAGGUUGCUACACGACAGGGAGCUGGAUCUGUAUGAUGGGACCAGGCUGCUGAGGUGGGACAGAUACCAGACACUAAAGGAACAGCUGCAGCUCAGCGACGAGCAGCUGCAAGAGAGGUCCAUCUUGCCCGUCCACCCGUCGUUCAGGGUGCUGGCCCUGGCGGAGCCCCCCGUCGUAGGGGCCACUGGAGGCAGCGGCGGAGCUCAGCAGUGGUUGGGCCCGGAGCUGCUCACCAUGUUCCUCUACCACAGUGUCACCCCGCUGGCCAAAGCAGAGGAGAUGGGCCUCAUACAGGGACUGACGCCUAAUGUUCCAGCGGAGGCAGCCGAGCAGCUACUGCACCUCACACACAGCCUGCGCAACACCAACGAUCCCACAGCGCAGUCUCUGGCCUCUUCUCUCUCCACCAGACAGCUGCUGAGGAUCUGUCGUCGUCUCUCUCAGUACCCGGAGGAGAGCAUCGCUCACGCAGUCAAUAAGGCUUGUCUCUCCAGGUUCCUGCCCAGCUUGGCCCGAGCCUCUCUUGAAAAGAGCCUCACCAACUGCUCCAUACAGGACAAACCAGAUCCUGCUGAACAAACUCAGGAUUACAGCUGUGUGGUAAAGGAUGGUGUGUUGACUAUUGGCAACGUGUCCGCUCCCAUCUACAAACCCAGUGAGAAAAUGAAGGUUCCAGAUGUUCUCUUUUAUGACAAUCCGCAGCACAUGAAGGUGAUGGAGGACAUGCUGAAAGACUUUCUGUUGGGAGAGCACCUCCUCUUGGUGGGCAACCAGGGAGUGGGUAAGAAUAAAGUAGUGGACCGGUUCCUGCAUCUGCUCAACAGGCCCAGAGAAUACCUGCAGCUCCACAGGGACACAACCAUUCAGACCCUGACCCUGCAGCCCUCAGUCCGAGACGGCAUCAUCACGUACGAGGACUCGCCCCUGGUGAAGGCCGUGAAAGUGGGUCACAUACUAGUGAUCGACGAGGCCGACAAAGCUCCAACUAACGUCACCUGCAUCCUCAAAACCCUGGUGGAGAGCGGAGAGAUGAUUCUGGCUGACGGACGCAGAAUCAUCUCAGAUCCACGUGAAGCCGAGGGGAGGCCCAACGCCAUCGUCAUGCAUCCAGACUUCAGGAUGCUGGUGCUGGCUAACAGACCUGGCUUUCCUUUCCUGGGCAACGACUUCUAUGGAGCUUUAGGUGAUAUCUUUAGCUGCCAUGCUGUGGACAACCCGAAGCCUCAGGCUGAGCUGGCGAUGCUGAAACGUUACGGCCCUGACGUUCCCGACGCCACGCUGCAGAAGCUGGUGGCCGCGUUCGGAGAGCUGAGGUCCAUGGCCGACCAGGGAACCAUCACUUACCCCUAUUCCACUCGAGAGGUGGUCAACAUCGUCAAACACCUCCAGAGAUUCCCUGGCGAGGGUUUGGCCAACGUGGUGCGAAACGUCUUCGACUUCGACUCGUACAACAAAGACACGCGAGAGGUUCUGAUCGAGGCGCUGCACAAGCACGGGAUUCCCAUCGGAGCCAGGCCCACCUCCGUCAAGCUGGCUAAGGAGCUGCCGCUGCCGGAGGCUCAGAUGACGGGACACUGGACGAUCAACCAAGAAGGAAACGCUCGCCGCAAACUGCUCUGUCCCACUGAGACGCACCGCAUAGACAUCAAGGGCCCCGUGUUCCUGCGUGUUCAGAGUCACCCCUGCAGCAGGCAGGAGAGCCGGGCGCUGAGCUUCAGCGAGGAGAAAGCCCACUGGCAGAUUCCCAUGAAUGAGGUCAACAUCAUCUGUGACGUCGCCACCAAAGAUGAUGUGCUGUACGUGGCCACGUGUAACCCCGUGUCCCUGUUCUCCAUGAGGGAGCGCGGCGACGCCAUCCAGAGCAUGGAGCUGUACGACGUCUUCCCCAGAACCAUCAGUGGCGCCUGGCAGCCGUUUGUCACCAUCGCUCCUCUGGGGAGUCCCCUGGACGGACAGGUGGUGCUGCACGAGGAGCAGAGUAACACGGUGCUCCACGUGGACCUGGUGACAGGCGCCGUGCGGAGGCUGCUGCUGUCUCCAGACGGGGAUCAACCCGCCGGCAGAGCUUCAAACUGGUGGAGCAGUAAAGAGCAGCAGGGAAGUUAUAAGAUGUGCCGCGAGUUCGCUCACAAGAACUGGCUUCUCUUCUACAAGGAGGAGGGGAACCAGCUGGAGGUGCUGGAUGUGCUGGAGGGCCGGGUUCACUCCAUCUCCCUCCCCAUCAACCUGAAGUCCGUCUUCCUGGUGGCAGAGGACCGCUGGCUCCUGGUGGAGAGCAACACCAACAAGAAGUUCCUGCUGACCAAGCCCAUGCACAUGGCAGCAGAGGAGUCAGGAGUGUGUCAGCUCCACAGCAUCAGUGAGGACGGGGCCAGCUCAGGCCACGGAGCCGACUCAGCCGAUGUGUCCGUGCCACAGAUGCUGUCACGUGACCAGCUGCCCAACGAGAACCUCAGCGCCGCUCUGAACCAGAAGAUUGUUUCACCCAACCGCAUAAUGGCCGACAGUGGCUCCUUCGCACGGGUCGUCGUGGGCUUCCCAGACCUCAUGUCCCCUAACGAGGUGUACAGCUUCAAGAGGCCCGUUGAUCUGUCAGCGAUGAAGAGCAGCGAGAGCGGGGGUCACAUGUUCCUGAGAGGCGGGCCUCAGUCCAGUGCGGCCAAACAGGUGAACUGCGUCAGUCUGCUCUCAGCCAAUCAGGUUGUCCGAGCCCUUCCGCCCACCAAGGUGCCCCUGAAGGAGGUCUACCCCAAAGACGUCACGCCUCCGAUGACGGCGGCGUAUCUGGAGGUGACUGAUCUGAACUCCAAGAAGGUCAAAUACAUUCCCGUCCCAAGGUCCAUGACGGUGUCGCCUUACACCAGCUGGUUGUCCAAAGUGUCCGAGUCUGACGUGGUCAUCGCUCCCCUCGGCUCUGGGGGUGUGGUCUCAGUGGACAUGGGCGGGUACGUGCGGCUGUGGGAGACGGGAUUGGACAGCCUGCAGCGGUCGCUACUGGAAUGGAGAAAUAUGAUUGGAACAGAGGACGGCCGGCCCAUACAGAUCACCGUCCAGAGGGACAGCGGCCUGGAUGUCUCCGCCCCAAAACACGGCAAGACUGAUGCCAAUAACGACCCUCAUGUCGGGGGGAACCAGUGGGCCGGAGGCACAGGUGGCAGAGACACGGCAGGUCUGGGUGGAAAGGGGGGGCCCUAUCGCCUGGAUGCAGGACACAAGGUCCACCAGGUUUCCCAGGCCGAGAAGGACGCGGUUCCAGAAGACGUCCGUAGAGCAGCUCGUGAAAUGGCUGAGAAGGCGUUCAAAGAAAGGCUGAAGGAGAUCAACAUGAGUGAAUACGACGCUGCCACGUACAAGCGCUUCUCCUCCGCCGUCAUGAGGCAGGUUCAGUCUCUGAGAACCAUCCUGGACAGUUUACAGGCUAAAGGGAAGGAGCGACAGUGGUUGAAGAACCAGGCACUGGGUGAACUGGACGAUGCUAAAAUCAUUGAUGGACUCACUGGAGAGAAGUCGAUAUAUAAACGCAGAGGAGAGCUGGAACCAGAGCUGGGCAGCCCGCAGCAGAAGCCCAAGCGCCUGCGGGUGUUGGCCGACGUGUCGGGCAGCAUGUACCGCUUCAACGGCGUGGACGGCCGGCUGGAGCGCUCCAUGGAGGCCGUGUGUAUGGUCAUGGAGGCGCUGGAGAGCUACGAGCACAAGUUCAAGUACGACAUCGUGGGUCACUCGGGCGACGGCUACGACAUCGAGCUGGUCCGAGCAGACAAGGUCCCCAAGGACAACAAGCAGAGACUCCAGGUCCUCAAGACCAUGCACGCCCACGCUCAGUUCUGCAUGAGUGGCGACUACACGCUGGAGGGCACGGACGCCAGCAUCAAGCAGCUGGCGCGAGAAGAAGCCGACGAGCGCUUUGUGGUGGUGCUGAGCGAUGCCAACCUGGAGCGCUACGGCAUCCGGCCCGAGCGCUUCGCCCAAGUCCUGACCUCUGACCCGCAGGUCAACGCCUUCGCCAUCUUCAUCGGAUCCCUCGGGGAUCAGGCUGAAAGGCUCCAGAAGACGCUUCCAGCCGGGAGAUCCUUCGUUGCCAUGGACACGAAGCAGAUCCCACAGAUCCUGCAGCAGAUCUUCACUUCCACCAUGUUGUCCAGUGCCUGACACCAACACCCACUCACUCCUCUGAGGAGCCCCCGCAUCUCAAACUCUAGAUUUUAUUGUGAAACCUGUCGGACUGGGACUUGUUCACGAUGUGUCCUUACCGUCGGUUGUGUUUAUCAUUUCACAGAAGCCGUCAGGUGUGUAAAGGACGAUGUGUGAGCGUGACAGCUGAGGAGUGUGUAGCUGCUUUGUCCCCUCAGGGCAGAGACGUGGUGGAGACGCUCUGGUGCGACCGCUCGCUCCUGACAGAUGACUGUAACCGAGUGAUGUGACGAGCGUCUGGAGCCGCUCUCAGGCCUCAUGCGGGGAUCAAACACGCAGCCUCAGCUACUGUUGUGUUUCAUUGUGUUUAGUGACGCACACGCGCGUCCGUCUUUGUCCUUGUUCCGGGGGGGUGAACUUGAAACGGCCUCUCUAAGUCUGGACUUCCUGCUCGUUUAUCGCUCAGGAAGAGAAACAGUAACACACACAGACUGACACUUGGACGUGGCCGGUGACAACAACUUGGCUCCUGAGGAAUGUCGGGACUGUGACCAGGGAAUUUCCCACCUGACUGCACACGCUCUUUAAAGGCAGCAUUGCACAACCCCACAGUGUGUGUGUGUGUGUCUGUGUGUGUGUGUGUCUGUGUGCCUUUCUUUGCCAGACCUCCCAAACACACACACACACACACACACACACACACACACACACACACACACACACACACACACACACACACACACACACACACACACACACACACACACACACACUAGCAGCAGAAUCUCUGAGUGUGUAUUUACUGUAGCUGUGCAUGUUACGCUCUCCGGUUCACACACACACUCAUCUCAGUAUCACUUUAUUUUACAGAUGUCGUGUUUGUCAGAUUUAUUCAGAUUUAUUUGAAGACUUCCAGUAGUUGAUAUCCAGCUGUUGAUAACUUGGAUAUUUCCAGUGAAACUAUGUGAAGAAGUUUCAUGGAAAGUGUUUUUUGUGUAAAGCUGCAAACAGACAAACCAAGAGAGGUGAGAUCACAACCUUCAGUUUACUACAAAGACUAAUGACAACGGUUACUUCUUAUUUAGAUUGAUUAAUACAAAAUAAAAACUUUAUUUAACUGGUGUUGUCUGUGGAAGUGGGAAAAAUAUGUGUAACUGCUGAAAAACGACAGUUUAACCAACAUGAGGCAUAAACAUCAAUUAAGUAAAAAUAUUUUCAGAUCAACAAACUGAUCUUUGACUGAAAUGCCAGUGAUGUAAAAUCCCACCUGAUUUAAAAGGGAACAUACAGGGAAGGUUUCCAGGAGAGUCGCUGUAAAGUAUCAGGUUUUAAAAUCCUUUCUCUGGUGCAGUGACUUUCUGCUCAGACCUCCUGCUGUGAGUCAGAUUAAACUCUGUGCCACGUGUUUCCAGUGUUUCCAGUGUUUCCAGUAACACAUCAGUUCUGCCUCUGCUCCUCACACUGACACUUCCUGUCUGACGCUGAGCGGAUCAAUAACAAAUCAUCGGUCUAUUGAUCCGUCCUCGUUUUUAAUAACCUACUUCAACUCCCUCCGACCUCCUGCUGAUUCACGAGAGGAAUGAAAGUGACUCAAACUUCACGUUGAGGGAUUUAACAUAAUAUUAUUUUUAUUUAAUUGAACAUUGUUAUUAAUGCAUGUGAAAUAAAUUGGAGACUUAAUGUACAAACUUUUAAUAAAUCAUUUAAUCGCU
Hippoglossus stenolepis (Pacific halibut) is the source of this 7589-nucleotide messenger RNA. RefSeq names its product von Willebrand factor A domain containing 8 (gene vwa8). Gene Ontology annotation, cellular component: cytoplasm. Lineage: Eukaryota; Metazoa; Chordata; Actinopteri; Pleuronectiformes; Pleuronectidae. The transcript is spliced from 45 exons. Bases 190 to 5895 code for a protein of 1901 amino acids. The record is from RefSeq and is a predicted model, not a curated record. Gene Ontology annotation, molecular function: ATP binding; ATP hydrolysis activity.